UUGUGUAGUAUCUAAACGUUUCAGCUAGUCAGUUGUGUUUUUUCUAUUGAUCGAGUAUAAAGUGAUUUUAAAUGAUCGUAUUUGUUUAAAAUUUUCGUAUAUAAAAGAAAAAUGGAUUUAUUGAAACAGAAACUUAAUCGCAAAAAUAACGAUGUUUUCUUAUUCAAAUCAAAGCAUGGAGGUCCAGAUAUUCAGUUGACAUCAGUUCCACCAUGGAUUAAUUUAUCUGGACAUUCAUGGAAACGAAAGUAUGAAGACUCUACGUGUAUUAUUGAAAAACUUUGUGGCUCUGGAAUUGAUCACUCUGGUAAUAAUAGAUUUCUUCUUGAUCACACAAUUUUCUCGGGUAAAGUAAAGACUUUUAAACGGGAUAAUGAUACGGACAUAAAUAAUUUAAUGGAAUUUUUCACCUACAUUAAUGAUGAAUUAGUUGAAAAAAUUAAAGAAGAAAGCAUAAAUGGUUUAAUUAAAUUUAAUUUAGUGGUUGAAUGUUUAUACAUCCAUCCAGUUAGGGGUGAUACUAAAAUAGCAUCUUUUAAAUCGACAAGUAAAAAGGUGGAUAGUUGUACUGAUAUAGUUUCAAAGUUAAAAAAAAUUUACCAAAAGCUAGAGACUGAACGCCAGGAAAUGGAAAUGAAAGGUAGUGGUUGGACCCUAGUUUUCAUUUAUAAUAUUGUCGUGCGCAUACACAGACACAAUCCUAUACACGCUUCAUCACAUAUCAAACUCCCAAAAUGCAUUGAACUUAAAAAAGCAGUUAUAAAUGUUGUAAAUAAAGAUAAUAAAUGCUUUAAAUGGGCUAUUCUUUCAAAAUUUAUGUCUGGUGUACACAAGGAGAGAUGGUCUGAUAGGUAUGUACAACUAGAGAAAAAUAUCAAUCUUAACUUUAACGGUAUUGACUAUCCUACACCUUUAAAUCAAGUUUGGAAAUUUGAAAAAAAUAAUCCAACAUUAUCUGUAAAUGUAUUUGCUUUAGAUGAAAAAAAUAACGUUUACCCUCUGCAACUAACUAAAAGCAGGUGCAAAAACGAUCACAUUGAUUUACUUUAUUUGACCGAACACAACAACAGUCAUUAUUGUUAUAUAUCUAAUUUUUCUCGGCUUGUGGGUAGACAACGGAGUAAGUCACAUUUUCAAGAACUCUACUGUAAACGAUGUUUAAAAGUCUUUACUAAUAGAAAACUACUAACACAACCUUGGGGUAAUGAUGGACUUGCCAAACACUUGGAGAACUGUAGCAAAUUUAAGGCUACCAAAGCUGUAUUGCCGCAUCCCAAUAGUGACCAAGCCAUAUUGAAAUUCAGAAACAUUCGACGGCAAGAACCUGUUCCACUCAUUAUAUACGCUGAUUUUGAAUGCAUUCUAAAACCAUCCAAUAACAAAAUAUCUUGCAAUUCAUAUGUCAAACAUGAACAUGAAGCAAUGAGCUACUGUUUUGUUGUCAUAGCUGAUGAAAGUAUAUUGCCUCGGAAUAUAUGCGCAGAGAUUCCAACCGAACCCGUUUUAUUCCGUGGACCUAAUGCUGCGAAACAUUUUGUAUCAUCAUUGGUGAAUAUCAGUAGAAAAAUAUCAGAAUUAAUGAAAGUCAACAUUAAAAUGGAAACUCUUAGCGCAGAAAAUAUGCAACGUUUUGAAUCAGCUGUGAGGUGCGAGUCGUGUAAUCAACCAUUUGAUGAAAUCUGUAAAAAAGUUAGGGACCAUAAUCACUGGACUGGUAUGUUUAGAGCUGUACUUUGCAAUAAAUGCAAUUUACAGCUACGAUAUCCAACGUUCCUACCAAUUGUAUUCCACGGAUUAUCGAAUUAUGAUUCUCACUUUAUAAUACAAGAGUUAGCAUACGAUAAGGAAGAUAUCAGUAUUAUACCACAGAGUUCUGAAAAAUACAUAUCGUUCAGCAAAAAUAUAACUAAUCAAUUUCAACUUCGGUUUAUAGACUCGUACAGAUUUUUAGCUGCUAGUUUAGCUAAAUUGAGCGACACUUUAUCUCCAGAAGAUUUCAUCGAAACAAAUAAAGUCUUUGGCUCGCUGGAUUUGGUAACAAGAAAAUCAGUGUUUCCCUACGAAUACGUUGACUGCCAGAGCAAAUUGGAUGAAACGCUACUACCAGCAAUCGAUAAGUUUUAUAGCUCUUUGACAAACUCAUCGAUAACAGAAGAAGAUUAUGCUCAUGCAGAAAAUGUAUGGAAAAAAUUUCAAUGUACAACUUUGGGUGACUACAGCGACGUUUAUUUGAAAAUUGAUUGCAUGAUACUCACCGAUGUAUUUCAAAGAUUCCGUAGGCAAUGCUUAAUAAAUUAUAAACUGGAUCCUGCACACUACUACUCAUGUCCUGGACUAUCAUUUGAUGCCAUGUUGAAAUAUACAGAGAUAGAGCUAGAACUACUAACUGAUUAUGACAUGUUGUUAAUGUUUGAGCUUGGAAUUCGUGGUGGACUUACUCAAGUCAUGCAGAGGCAUUGUCGUGCUAAUCAUCCAGAUGUUCCGGACUACGAUUCGACCCAACCGAAAAAGUUUAUACAAUACUUAGAUGCUACGAGCUUAUAUGGCACAGCAAUGAUGGAACCCAUGCCAUAUGGAGGAUUUAAAUGGAUUGAUAAACCUAUAGAGGAUAUCUUGACUGUACCAGAUGAUAAUGAAUUCGGAUACAUUGUGGAGGUUGAUGUAGAUUAUCCAGACUACAUCCAUGAUACUCAUAACGAUUUACCUUUCUUGCCAGUCAACGAUUGCACCCCAUUUUCUAAAUAUCCUAAAUUAAUGACUACUUUGAAUUCAAAGUCAAAAUACAUUGUUCACUAUCGGGCAUUGCGACAAGCUGUGAAAUAUGGGCUUACGGUGAAAAAAAUGUACAGAGCCAUCGAGUUCAAACAGUCGAUGUGGUUGAAACCGUACAUUGAUAUGAAUAUUGAAUUGAGAAAAAAAGCUACAAACGUGUUUGAACAAAAUUUGUCGAAAGAUAUGAUUAACUCGUGUUAUGGUAAAACGUUAGAAAAUGUUCGUCGACAACAAAAUAUAAAAUUGGUAAGCUGUGAGAAAAAACUGAUGAAGCUUGUUGCAAAGCCCAAUUUCGAUACCACCACUGUAUUUAACGACAAAUUAGUUGCAGUGCAUAUGUUUAAAGAAAAAAUCAACUUUUUUAAACCAAUAUACAUAGGGCAAGCCGUAUUAGAUGUGAGCAAAUGGAUUAUGUAUAACUUCCAUUACGGAGUUAUGCUACCACUAUACGGAGACAAGUUGUCGUUAAUAUACAUGGACACUGACAGUUUUAUAUAUGUAAUUCAAACUGAAAACUUCCAAAACGAUCUAAAGCAACAUCUGCUCAAGUAUCUCGACACAUCCAAUUAUCCUAAAGACCAUAUGUGUUACACAGACGAACGUAAAAAAGUACCAGGUAGUUUCACCGAUGAAGUUGGUGGUCUCCAUAUAUACGAGAUUGUUGCAUUGUUACCGAAAACUUAUGCCUUUACCGUCGUAAAAAAUGGAUGCAUAGUAAGUGACAAUGCAAAGUUUGCACUGGAGGAGGUCAAGCGACUAAAGGGAAUAACAUCGGGUGUGGUGCGUAAACAAAUAAACAUGGACAACUACUUUAAAUAUUUAAAGGACUCGCUAUCGGAAAAGAAAAAGAUGAUGGUUAUCAGAUCAAAUAAUCAUAAAGUUCAAACAAUUGAAACCAAUAAAACUGCUUUUACAAGCGUCACGAAUUUUGAUAAACGCGCUUUGGUUGGAGGAGAUGAAGAAUAUCCCAAUGUAUACACUAAGGCUUGGGGUCAUUAUUCAUUAAGAACAAAUAACUAAAUUGUAAAUAAAAGUAUAUUUUAUUUUUUCAAAUUUUAUGUGUUUUAACAAUAAUGUUAUGUAAUGUUUUUACAAAAACAACUAGUUUAUAAUUUUUAUAAAAUAAAAUACAAUAAAAUUAUGAAUUUUGAGUUAACCAGUUUUUCAAACACAAUACCUUAUAUAAACUACACAUUUUGUAAUUGUUCAUGUGUCGAAUGCAACAGGGGCUCGAUCGUAAUCGUAAAUUAUACAAUGAUGGACAGUCAAGAUCUUCCAUGUUAAUCACAUGCUGUCCCGGCAAAAACUUUUCCAGUACACGUUUUUUGAUGACCCCCUUGACGUAGAUAAUUUCACAUCUCAAUAGUGACAUAAUUCUCGGUAAUUCACUAUAUUCGACAUCACCAAUCGAAGUAUCCAUUCCAUGAUAGUACUUUUUCAGCCAAUUACAUGUUUUUCGAUCAUCUUUGACA
Daktulosphaira vitifoliae (grape phylloxera) is the source of this 4244-nucleotide messenger RNA. RefSeq lists its product as uncharacterized. The record is from RefSeq and is a predicted model, not a curated record. Lineage: Eukaryota; Metazoa; Arthropoda; Insecta; Hemiptera; Phylloxeridae. The coding region runs from base 112 to 3792 and encodes 1226 amino acids. The transcript is spliced from 3 exons.